Rana temporaria (common frog) is the source of this 2109-nucleotide messenger RNA. RefSeq names its product NAD(P) dependent steroid dehydrogenase-like (gene NSDHL). The record is from RefSeq and is a predicted model, not a curated record. Gene Ontology annotation, molecular function: 3-beta-hydroxy-Delta5-steroid dehydrogenase (NAD+) activity. NCBI's taxonomy places the organism in Eukaryota, Metazoa, Chordata, Amphibia, Anura, Ranidae. The transcript is spliced from 8 exons. Gene Ontology annotation, biological process: steroid biosynthetic process. Bases 145 to 1182 code for a protein of 345 amino acids.
GCUCCACCAAUAGGGAGUGAGCGCCUGCUGUCUGCUGAUUCUCAGACCAUGGCUGAGGAUGUUAUCAUAGGAAAGUGAGUUAUUGUUCGCUGUGUGCCGGGGGACGGUGUGGGACAGGUUGAAGUUGUAUAAUUUGUUUCAGAAAUGGCAACGCGUUUACGGCCUGCCAGCAAAAAAUGCGCAGUCAUCGGGGGCUCAGGGUUUCUUGGUCAACACAUGGUGGAACGCUUGCUAGAGAGAGGUUACUCUGUUAAUGUGUUUGAUAUUCGACAGGGCUUUGAGAAUGAUCGUGUCCAGUUUUUUAUUGGUGAUCUCUGCAACAAACAGGAUUUACUGCCAGCACUUCAGGGUGUGAAUGCUGUCUUUCACUGCGCAUCCCCGGCCCCCUCCAGCGAUAACAAAGAACUAUUCUAUAGAGUUAACUACACUGGAACGAGGACAGUCAUUGAGGCCUGCAAGGAUGCUGGUGUCCAAAAGCUAGUGCUGACCAGCAGUGCUAGUGUUGUCUUUGAAGGUACGGACAUAAAGAAUGGGACAGAGGAUCUGCCAUAUGCCAAGAAACCCAUUGACUAUUACACCGAGACCAAGAUCCUUCAAGAGAAGGAAGUUCUGGCUGCAAAUGACCCAUCAAAAAACUUCUUGACUGUGGCUAUUCGACCUCAUGGUAUAUUUGGCCCAAGAGACCCCCAGCUGGUUCCAAUAAUGGUGGAAACUGCCAAAAGUGGCAAAAUGAAAAUUAUGAUUGGGAAUGGGCAGAAUUUGGUGGAUUUUACAUACGUGGAGAAUGUAGUACACGGUCACAUUUUGGCAGCAGAAUAUCUACAAAAAGACUCUCCUUUAUGUGGAAAGGCCUACCAUAUCACGAACGAUGAACCCCUCCCAUUUUGGACAUUUAUUUCCCGCGUCCUGACUGGCCUGAAUUACGACGCCCCCAAGUACAAGAUUCCUUAUUGGCUAGCUUACUACCUUGCUUUGUUUUUGUCCUUUUUGGUGUUUAUUGUUAGUCCAGUUAUCAAAAUCAAACCAACAUUUACACCAAUGAGAGUGGCGCUGGCCGGGACCUACCACUAUUACAGCUGUGAGCGGGCCAAGAAAGACAUGGCAUACAAACCGGUGGUCAGCCUGGACCAAGCCAUUGAGAGAACCGUUCAGAGUUAUCCACAUUUGAGAAGAGCAAGCUAGGUUUCAGUUAACUGCUGCCUUUGAGAUUUUCUAAUUUAAUUCAUCACAUGGGGCAUUUAGUUCUGCUUAUCAUUUUUUAACAAGUGUCUCAAAAUACACUUGGUCACACACUGGCUGAAUAUUUGAUGCAAAAAAAGUUUCCAUAUGCUGUUCACAGUCGCCAAUAUGAGGCUAUCAAUGAACAAGAGAAUUCUUACCGACUGAAAGUUCCAUCAGUUUCAGUUGCAAUAUUCAUAAACUGUGUAGCGCUGCCUUUCAUAUGAUACAAAACCAAAAAGCCUUGUUUAAUAUAGUUGAUAUAUCUGAAAUAAAAAAAAUAGAUUUACUCCAUGUAACGCAAAUUUCACUCUGCUCUAAAACAUUUAGGGCCAGUUCACAUCAUAGAAAUGCGUUCCAGGUGCUUUUAUUGCAUGUGCGUUUUUGGUACGUUUUAAUGCAGUCGGUGCUUUUUUCCAUACCUCUUCUUUUUUAUUAAGCUUAGAUAAGGACACGUGUUUUCCAGUGCGUUGUUGGUGCAUUUAGUUGUGUUUUUCAGUGUUUUUACAACGCACUGGAAAUGCAUGCACUGGUGUGAACCAUGCCAUUGAAAAUCAUAUAACCUACUUUCCAUGCAGAAAAAAAAUGCACUGGACUGUAUCUGGUGUGAACUGGCCCUUUGGGUACAUUUUUAAUCUAGCCUUGCAACAUCUUUUUGUCUUAAGAAUGGCUUUACAUUAUACAAUUUUAAUUUACCAAAACCAUAUAAUACGAGGUCAAACCUAAAAUGCUUUGAAUUUGUGUUCUAACCAGGCAGGCCCUUGCACUACAUUGAAGGUAAAGCUUAUGUCAAAUAUAGCACUACCUACAAGAUUGCACUUCAUCCCCAGCGCAAUGAUAGACGCAAAGAUCUCUGGUCACAAUAAUAAAGUGGAACUAAAAUCGGCAAUU